GCAGAUAAGAGAUUUUUGGUGCGCAUUUCAAACGGAUAAAGCAGCAGGAAACGAACCAACCGCAAGAACCAGACAUUUGAAAGCUCAAUCAAUAACGGCCAUCAAUGGCCGCAAUAUUCAGCAUCAGCUUUGCUAGUUCCGCCAUUGGAGCUCACUUCCACAGGACCAAAUUCAAUAAACCCAUGACUUUUGUAAACCCAAUUCGUUGCACGGGUAGACUAGAAUGGGACCCAGAAGGCGUAUUGGGUGCGCCCCAAACAGGUCACAUAGCUAGACUCGAGUUCAAGAGACGCCUUGAGCAAGAUGCUGCUGCCAGAGAAGAAUUUGAACGUCAAGUCCGUGAAGAAAGAGAGCGUCGAAGAGUUCUUCGCGAGUCACGAGUGAUUCCGGAUACAGUAGAAGAGCUUGUGGAGUUUUUUCUUGACACUGAAGCUCAAGAGAUUGAGUUUGAGAUUGCCCGACUGAGACCACGAUUGAACAAAGAGUUUUUUGACCAUCUGCAAGUCGAAGUGGGAAAGCUGCGGUUUUCUAUGACCAAAACUCAGGAAGUGGAAGACAGAUUAAUUGAACUGGAAGCACUGCAAAAGGCCCUGCAGGAAGCAACGGAAGCCUAUGAUAAAAUGCAAGCAGAUAUUGUUUCAACAAAGAAGAACUUAACCGAGAUUUUGACUUCAAAGGAUGUCAAGGCUACUCUAUUGGAAUUGGUUGAGAGGAAUGAGCUGAACAGACCCUUGUUGACCCUUCUCGAUGAAAACAUUGCAACUGCACAUAGUGUUAACCAGAUUGGUCUUUGAUGCAGUCAUUGGCAUAAUAAUUGAUGUGCAAAACCAAUUACGCUGGCGAAAGCUAUUAUCUUGAUGAGCAAGGAUUUUAGCUCAUUGAGCUCAUCUCAUGCAUGAAAUGCAAAGCAGCAAUUACAAGUAAGGACAGGGUUAAGACCUAGAAGUAAAAAAGAUGAAACAAUACAAGGAAAGCGUACCAGACUUUUGGAGUAUGAAAUCUGAGAUAAGAGCUUGCACAUACCAUUGUUUAAACUAAUGUGCCUACAUAACCAGUAAAAGAGAAGAAGAAAAGGAAGGACAUUAUAGUUGGGUUAUUGGAGACUACUCAUUUGGAAAAAUGUACUUUUAAACUUCAAUUAUCUAAAAGAUUGAUAUAAGGUUUAUAGUGUGCAGAAAGAUUUUGAUCCAUGUAAAGUUUUGCUGAAUUAUCUUACUGCAAAAUAUUUGGGGGGAAUCUUGGGCCAACAUUCUCGCUAGCACUCCCAUCAGAGAAAUAGAUCAAUUUUUUGUGCCUCU
This is a messenger RNA of Nicotiana tabacum (common tobacco), 1298 nucleotides long. RefSeq lists its product as uncharacterized. Gene Ontology annotation, cellular component: chloroplast stroma. Lineage: Eukaryota; Viridiplantae; Streptophyta; Magnoliopsida; Solanales; Solanaceae. The record is from RefSeq and is a predicted model, not a curated record.